AUGUCUUCACCAGCAAGAACCUUUGAUAGCCCUGCUCGUGCAAAGUUAUCAGAGUUAACCUUCAAGUAUGAAACUAAGCCAAUUAUUAAUCCAAAUCCAGAGCUUGCAAAUAAAUCGGAAGCAGAAUUAACGUUGGAAAAAGUACCUGAUUAUAUACAAACCUUACUUUACGGAAAGUCUAAGGAUAAAAUCCAUGCAUCAUGUAUGUUAAGAAAAAUUAGUGAUGAAAAGAUUUUGAGAAAAUCCAUGGCCAUGAUUAAUAAUUUUAUUGAGGCCAUUUCAGCAAUAUUGGUUAUAGAACAAGAAAAUGAUGCUCAUAAAAGAUGUCAACAACAUGCUCUAGCAAUCUUGGGUAAUUUACUUCUUGAAGAUCCGAUUAUUGAUGCCUUUAUUGCUAAUGAAGAAAAUUGUCUUCCUGGUUUGGCCAAGAUGUUGUGCUCUUCUGAUAGAGAGACUGUAGAAUUAGCAGCAAGAGUAUUGGAUUAUAUGUCCGUUACAUUCCAAAAUCAAACUCUUGUGUGUGGAACUGAUACAAUUUUAUAUGGUAUUGUUCAAUCAUUAAGGUCAUCGGGAAAGAGUUUAAAGAUUAAGCAUCACAUUAUACAAGCUUUGGUUUAUUUGUCUGCCAAUCCAAAGAAUAGAUUUAUGAUAGCUAGAGAAAAUGGAAUCUUUGAUGAAAUUAAUGCCAUGAUUGAUACUCACCACAGAUUAGAUGAACAACAUAACGUUCCAAAGAUGGCUAUGCAAGUUAUGUACAAUUUGUGUUUACUCAAAGAAAAUAUUCCAUUAAUUGCAAAGCAUGGAAUUCGUCAUACAAUCAAGAAGAAGUUAUCAAUUGUAAAAGAGUCAAUUCAAUCUACAAAUGGAGGAGAGAGGCAAUAUCCAGGUUAUCAAAGUGAUUUAUUAAUUUGGAAACUCAGUAGUGUUGUAAUGGAUUUGCUUGGAUUAUUUGAAAGAAGAUUUGAAUCACAAUCUGUGCUUAAUGGUACCGGAUUUAAUGCACCAAUUAUUGAAGUUGGUAAUCAUAAAGCAAGAAGUAUUGUAUUGAUUGAUGAAGAGGAAGAAUCAAAAUUGCCAAAGAACAUUUCAAUGGAUUCUCAAUCCACUAAUGAAAGAAGAAGAAGAGCUGCAGCCAGGAGAAACAAGACCACUGAAGACAUUGUACUUGAUAAUAUUGAAAACCUAAGCCCAUAA
Molecule: messenger RNA, 1194 nt
Organism: Naegleria gruberi
Lineage: Eukaryota; Heterolobosea; Eutetramitea; Acrasida; Naegleriidae
Exons: 1
Coding region: 1-1194 (397 amino acids)
Source: RefSeq, a predicted model, not a curated record